AUGGAGGAAAAGAUAAGCAAAGAAAAACGCUUCACAAUCCCGAUAUGGGCCUUAUUACUAAGUGAAACGAUCUUCGUUGCCGGGGGUUUAUGUCUCAUCAUUGGUCUACUUUUCACAUAUGCCACCACGACAUCAUUGACGACAUUUGGAACGAGUUUAAGAAAUACAUUGAUUAAUCAAACCAUUGGGAAUGUUACAGCUUCGCUAGUCCAAAUGGAAGAUGCGCUGUUUACAAUGACAGAAAAUGCAUUGAUGAUGACAUUUGCCAGUCUGGAUCCAUCUGUUGCUACCAAUGGUGGCAUUUCAUCAGGCAUGUCUCUCUUUAAGAUCGUCGCCAGUAGUAAUACAGCUGCCCAAUCGAUUUUAUCUUUAGCCGGCUCAGCUUGCAGACACAUUCAGGCUUGUGAGGGAGCAGGAAUGGGCCUUGGUGAUAAUAUGAUGAUGGCGUAUUCCCACUCUGGAAAUGCGUUUACCAUUCAAGACGUCAGUACUGGCUCAGGGUCGUCACAAACCACUGCCGCUUACUCUUACUCGGUAGACUCUGGCACUUAUCGUGCCGUUCUGAAUUCCUCGACGUUUCUGACUUCAAUUCCAUGGAAUUACAAUGCCUCCACAUGGCUAGCCACAGCGGGAUGGACUGCCAGAACCACGUCAACCCCAAUGUGGGGAGCGGAUGCGAGAUCUGUCGUCCCAGUUACGGGAACCUCAUACUUUUUAAUCUACCUGUCGUAUUUCAGAGUGUUUUACCCAAAUAUGGCGAUUGACACUGGAAAUCCUGCUCAACAUUUUUCGACGAUGGCUUGGAUUGGACUUUCUUUAUCGUCACUUGAAGGUGCAUUGUCCGAAUUCUCUGUCACUCCUAAUGGCAUGGUGUAUAUCGUCACCCCCACUGGCCUGAUGGUAUCGUCGUCAAUCAAGAAUGUUUCUCAAAUCAACUAUGGUCCGACCUCAUAUAAAGCAGCUGACUCUCCGAACUCCUAUAUUCGGGAAUCGAAUCUAUAUCUGACCUCGCAGUUUGGCUCUUUAUCAAAUAUCCCAGCAUCUGGCUUAUCCACUACCUUCUCAUCAUCAACCGGAGAAUCCCUACUGUGUGAUGUUGAAUGGCUGAAUAGAACCAAUCUUCAAUGGAUUGUCAUUACCGUUAUUCCUCGAAGUGAUAUUUGGGGCCCAGUUGAUGCCAAUUCUCGUGACGUUGUAAUUUCGACAAUUGUAGUAGGCAUAUUUGGUGGCCUUAUCUCUGUCGCAAUGGCACUCGCUUUGACACAACCUAUUCGUCUCCUCCAAAUCCAAAUGGUCAAGGCUCGUGAAUUUGAUUUCAGUGGGUUGAAAUCUGGAUACCUUGAAUCUCGAUCUAUCUUUACUGAGAUAAACAGUAUGCAGACCACAUUUGUACAAAUGCUACAAAAGUUUGCCAACGGAAUUAAGCAAAACAAGGAGCUUCUGCACGGAAAUAUUCGCUCCACGGUCGCUACCUCAGUCGCUCGACCGAGCGCUAAUGCUGGACAUUCAGAGAAUCGUACAACUUCAGAAAUUCGCAAAUCCGUUACAAGAAAUUGA
Molecule: messenger RNA, 1557 nt
Organism: Synchytrium microbalum
Lineage: Eukaryota; Fungi; Chytridiomycota; Chytridiomycetes; Synchytriales; Synchytriaceae
Exons: 7
Coding region: 1-1557 (518 amino acids)
Source: RefSeq, a predicted model, not a curated record